Messenger RNA from Rhinolophus ferrumequinum (greater horseshoe bat), 5827 nucleotides. RefSeq names its product glutamate ionotropic receptor delta type subunit 1 (gene GRID1). The record is from RefSeq and is a predicted model, not a curated record. Gene Ontology annotation, cellular component: plasma membrane; postsynaptic membrane. Bases 144 to 3173 code for a protein of 1009 amino acids. Gene Ontology annotation, molecular function: transmitter-gated monoatomic ion channel activity involved in regulation of postsynaptic membrane potential; glutamate-gated receptor activity. The transcript is spliced from 16 exons. Gene Ontology annotation, biological process: modulation of chemical synaptic transmission; monoatomic ion transport; synaptic transmission, glutamatergic. NCBI's taxonomy places the organism in Eukaryota, Metazoa, Chordata, Mammalia, Chiroptera, Rhinolophidae.
CGGGCGUGCGGGGGAAGACGCACGGGCGGGCUCGGCUCUCCCGGGGAGCUGCCCGGGACUGCACCCGGACGGGCGCCUCCCGGCUCCGCGCUGCCCUCGGCCUCGCCCCGGGCCCGGGCGGAUGAGCCGCGCGCCCGGGGGACAUGGAAGCGCUGACGCUGUGGCUUCUCCCCUGGAUAUGCCAGUGCGUGUCGGUGCGGGCCGACUCCAUCAUCCACAUCGGUGCCAUCUUCGAGGAGAACGCGGCCAAGGACGACAGGGUAUUCCAGCUGGCCGUAUCCGACCUGAGCCUCAAUGAUGAUAUUCUGCAGAGCGAGAAGAUCACCUACUCCAUCAAGGUCAUCGAGGCCAACAACCCGUUUCAGGCCGUGCAGGAAGCUUGUGACCUCAUGACCCAGGGGAUUUUGGCUUUGGUCACGUCCACCGGCUGUGCAUCCGCCAAUGCCCUGCAGUCUCUCACAGACGCAAUGCACAUCCCACACCUCUUCGUCCAGCGCAACCCAGGGGGCUCGCCACGUACCGCCUGCCACUUGAACCCCAGCCCCGACGGUGAGGCCUACACACUGGCCUCCAGACCGCCCGUACGCCUCAAUGACGUCAUGCUCAGGCUGGUGACAGAGCUGCGCUGGCAGAAGUUCGUCAUGUUCUACGACAGUGAGUAUGAUAUCCGUGGGCUCCAGAGCUUUCUGGACCAGGCCUCGCGGCUGGGCCUUGACGUCUCUUUACAAAAGGUGGACAAGAACAUCAGCCACGUGUUCACUAGCCUCUUCACCACGAUGAAGACGGAGGAGCUGAACCGCUACCGGGACACGCUGCGCCGUGCCAUUCUGCUGCUCAGCCCACAGGGGGCGCACUCUUUCAUCAACGAGGCGGUGGAGACCAACCUGGCUUCCAAGGACAGCCACUGGGUCUUUGUGAAUGAGGAAAUUAGCGAUCCCGAGAUUCUGGAUCUGGUCCACAGCGCCCUGGGCAGGAUGACCGUGGUCCGACAGAUCUUCCCGUCUGCAAAGGACAACCAGAAAUGCAUGAGGAACAACCACCGCAUCUCCUCCCUGCUCUGCGACCCCCAGGAAGGCUACCUCCAGAUGCUACAGAUAUCCAACCUCUACCUGUAUGACAGUGUUCUGAUGCUGGCCAACGCCUUCCACAGGAAGCUGGAGGACCGGAAGUGGCACAGCAUGGCAAGCCUCAACUGCAUACGCAAGUCCACCAAGCCAUGGAAUGGAGGGCGGUCCAUGCUGGAUACAAUCAAAAAGGGCCACAUCACCGGCCUCACCGGGGUGAUGGAGUUUCGGGAGGACAGCUCGAAUCCCUACGUCCAAUUUGAAAUCCUCGGCACAACCUACAGUGAGACGUUUGGCAAAGACAUGCGUAAGCUGGCGACCUGGGACUCUGAGAAGGGCCUGAAUGGCAGCCUGCAAGAGAGGCCCAUGGGCAGCCGCCUCCAAGGACUGACUCUCAAAGUGGUGACCGUCUUGGAAGAGCCUUUCGUGAUGGUGGCUGAGAACAUCCUUGGACAGCCCAAGCGCUACAAAGGGUUCUCCAUAGACGUCCUGGAUGCCCUGGCCAAGGCUCUGGGCUUCAAAUAUGAGAUUUACCAGGCCCCUGAUGGCAGGUACGGUCACCAGCUCCAUAACACCUCCUGGAACGGGAUGAUCGGGGAGCUCAUCAGCAAGAGAGCAGACUUGGCCGUCUCUGCCAUCACCAUCACUCCGGAGAGGGAGAGCGUUGUGGACUUCAGCAAGCGGUACAUGGACUACUCAGUGGGGAUCCUAAUCAAGAAGCCCGAGGAGAAAAUCAGCAUCUUCUCUCUUUUUGCUCCAUUUGAUUUUGCGGUCUGGGCCUGCAUUGCGGCAGCCAUCCCUGUGGUUGGUGUGCUGAUAUUUGUGUUGAACCGGAUACAGGCCGUAAGGGCUCAGAAUGCUGCCCAGCCCCGACCAACUGCGUCUGCCACCUUGCACAGUGCCAUCUGGAUCGUCUAUGGAGCCUUCGUACAGCAAGGUGGCGAAUCCUCCGUGAACUCCGUGGCCAUGCGCAUAGUGAUGGGCAGCUGGUGGCUUUUCACUCUCAUCGUGUGCUCCUCCUACACAGCCAAUCUCGCCGCCUUCCUCACAGUAUCCAGGAUGGACAACCCCAUAAGGACAUUCCAGGACCUGUCCAAACAAGUCGAGAUGUCUUACGGCACUGUCCGGGACUCCGCGGUGUAUGAGUACUUCCGAGCCAAGGGCACCAACCCCCUGGAGCAGGACAGCACGUUUGCCGAGCUCUGGCGGACCAUUAGCAAGAACGGAGGGGCUGACAACUGCGUGUCCAGUCCUUCGGAAGGCAUCAGGAAGGCAAAGAAGGGGAACUACGCCUUUCUGUGGGAUGUGGCCGUAGUGGAGUAUGCAGCCCUGACGGACGACGACUGCUCGGUGACUGUCAUCAGCAACAGCGUCAGCAGCAAGGGCUAUGGGAUCGCCCUGCAGCAUGGCAGCCCCUACCGGGACCUCUUCUCCCAGAGGAUCCUGGAGCUGCAAAACACUGGGGACCUGGAUGUGCUCAAGCAGAAGUGGUGGCCGCACACAGGCCGCUGCGACCUCAGCAGCCACACCAGCGCCCAGGCCGACGGCAAGUCCCUCAAACUGCACAGCUUCGCCGGUGUCUUCUGCAUCCUGGCUAUUGGCCUCCUCCUUGCCUGCCUGGUGGCCGCCCUGGAGUUGUGGUGGAAUAGCAACCGCUGCCACCAGGAGACCCCCAAAGAGGACAAAGAAGUGAACUUGGAGCAGGUCCAUCGGCGCAUGAACAGUCUAAUGGAUGAAGACAUUGCUCACAAGCAGAUUUCGCCAGCGUCCAUAGAGCUCUCGGCACUGGAGAUGGGGGGCCUGGCUCCCGGCCAGGCCUUGGAGCCGACGAGGGAGUACCAGAACACGCAGCUGUCGGUCAGCACCUUCCUGCCGGAGCAAAGCAGCCACGGCACCAGCCGGACACUCUCGGCAGGGCCCAGCAGCAACCUGCCGCUGCCACUGAGCAGUUCAGCCACCAUGCCCUCCAUGCAGUGCAAACACAGGUCGCCCAACGGGGGGCUGUUCCGCCAGAGCCCCGUGAAGACCCCCAUCCCCAUGUCCUUCCAGCCCGUGCCUGGAGGCGUCCUUCCAGAGGCCUUGGACACCUCCCACGGCACCUCCAUCUGACCACACCGCCUGCCCUCCUGCCCGCCCAUCCACCCACCCGACCAGCAGAGCUUUUUAAUACAAGGAAACCACACAAACCACACACACACACAAACACACACACACACGCACUCACACAAAGACUUUCACUUUUCUUGUACAUACGUGUAAAUAAUGACAGAAUGGAGUGGGGUAAAAGUGUAUUUUGAAUAUUCCCAAUUUUCGAAGUCAGUAAAAAAAAAAAAACACACAAAAACUGUAUGAAUGACUUUGUAAAUUUUGUUCUAUAUGAAUAAAAAGGCAAAUUACUUGUGAUCAUUCUGAAGUGCCAAAGAAGCCCCCUGUUCCUGAGCCUUUCUGAGGGCAGGAGGGACAAUCAGAUAGGGAGCCCCUUCCUGCUGGGGAGAAGGAGGAUGAGGAGCAGGUCGCUUUAGAGGAGCCCCAAAUGCUGCUUGCUGCCGUGUCCCACGGUUUCCUCCCACUUUCCGCUGCUCCUGGCCCCUUGUUCCUCCUCAGUCCGUUCUGGUAGAUGAAGAGUAAGCCUUGAGCCAGCGCUGGCCGGGCCCACUGGGCCACUGUGCUGUCGGGUGAUCAACUUCCUGUCAGCCAGGGACCGAGGAGGCUCUGGGCCAUGUGGCCAUCCCGGGAGUCGCCCCACUGUGUGUCACGGUGCGAUGUGGGCCUGAGAGGAGGGCCACACCGAGGUCAUUGUCUCUGAGGGCUUUGAUGCCGACAUGCUCUACUGUUGGCCUUCUUUUUUACUUUAUUUUCCUAACUGGAAAAAUCAACAAGUGAUAGAAUAUGAGAGAAGGGGGCGAUCCCAUCAUUGCCUUGGAGCGGGCAGGGCAGAGGUGGCUUUGGCCUAGUGAGAAGUCCGUGGUACAGAGCGAUGCAAGGUAUGGUGUGUGGACCAGGUAAGGUGGUGGGAGGAGAGGCCAGGUAGAGGGAGACUAGUCUCUUGGGUUUGGGACCAGAGGUCCCAGGUGAGAGAGGACAGUGUGGUCACAGAUGCAGGGAGUAGAAGCAUUGUGGUUUCAGGUAAAAGGAUGCUGUUGAAGACGUGGAGGGAGGGCCCAGGUGAGCAGACUACUGCUCUAGGUGAUUGGGAGUGCUGGGAAUAGAUCGACCAGACCAUGUGCAGUCAGGUUUGAAGGAGCCUUGGCUCUUGGAGAGGGAAUAGCAUAACUUUGUGUGACAUGAAGACAAGUAUCUCCCAUCUGCAGGGGAAGUAACCCCCAAAUAAAAGGAUGUCUCUGGGUCUUAAACCCUGAGGAAAGUCUGCCAGGCAGGGCCAGAACCUAGCACAGUCCUCACUCCCUGCUGUGCCAGCCCUCCUUGAGCUCCAGAAGCCCUCCAGCUGUGAUGAGCCCUGAGCAGGGGCCAUCGUGGCUGUAAGCAUCUUUUCGUCUCAGAUUCCUAGGCCUGUCCCUGAUUUAGGAACUUGCUGGGAAACUCUGCUCUUUAAGUUUAGACAACCUGAUAGCCCUCCUCCCUCAUUGCCCUUUCUGGGGCAAUUAAACUAUAGAACCAGAGAAAGAACCACUAGGAGCAGAGUCAUUUGUGAGCUGUAACACUCCAGCUCUUCUCAUUCUGAAAACCAAGGUGAUUCUGCUCUCUUAACCAGCCAGGAGGGUGGACACGGCCCACAGCUGGCACUGAGAAGGGUGGGAUUCCCUCCCCCACCCGUAAGCAGGGAGAUGAGAGCCCUGGUCUGUGGUCAUGGAGAAAAACAAAGUCCUAUUGAUUGCCUCUCCUAUAGUCUUGUAGAGUUACUCCAGAGAUGUGUUUCUGAGGCGAUAACUAGCCCAGGAUUGAUUUCUUUCCUAAAGUCCUGAGCUACGUGAUUGAGCAGUAAGGAAUGGCUGCAUCGCAGUCAGCUGAAAGCACCCUGAGGAGGAGAGUGCUUCUAAUUGUGUUAUUUAUCUCUGGAUGCUGAGACGGUUCUGAUGACAGUGCUACCAGGUGAUCCACUGACGUUUCUCCAAUCAGCGCGUGUAGAGCCAGGAGCUGGGUGCACGCUCACGGGGGUGCCUGCCUAGCUGGGCUACAGUUGUUCCCCGGAGGAAGAUCAGGCUUCAUUUUCUUUCCAUCAGCACUUUGGGGGCCCUGCCCUAGAUGGUCAAUUUUUCAUAUAUAUCUCUCUAUUUUUUUAAUCAAAUUGUGGUCUCACUGCCUUAUCUCACACCCAAGUCUGUUUUUCUUGCAAGAUGACCUGUCUUCUGGGGUAUACCGUGGAUGUUUUCUUGGACAGCUUUGUUUAGAAUGGGUGUCAGGGAGAGGAAAGUGAUGGAACCAUGUGUGAUGAGAAAGAGAGAGAGCGAGAGAGCGAGAGAGCGAGAGAGAGAGAGAGAGAGAGAGAGAGCAUAUCUUUGAGAGAAAAGUAUCCUGCUUAUAAAAAACCCUUAACACCUCAUGGUGUUAUUCUUCACAAUGUUCAUGUUAUUUUUCAAAUUCCCUACCCAUGGCAUGGAGGCAUAUGAUUGGAAUUCAAGUAAGUUCUCUAGAAAAACGAAAAAAACAAUUCUUCCCAACUCAGAUUUCUGUGUCAGCUCAGAAUGUAUCGUUUUUUUUCAUGCUUUGCUCUUUGGAUUUAUAACUGUUUAGACUAUUCCAUACAUUUUAGGUAUAUUUUGUGCCUUCAGACACUGCAAAUAAUAAUCAGCAUUUGGAUUAAA